This is a messenger RNA of Drosophila elegans, 1235 nucleotides long. RefSeq lists its product as uncharacterized. Gene Ontology annotation, cellular component: Z disc; stress fiber; adherens junction. NCBI's taxonomy places the organism in Eukaryota, Metazoa, Arthropoda, Insecta, Diptera, Drosophilidae. Gene Ontology annotation, biological process: actin cytoskeleton organization; muscle structure development. Gene Ontology annotation, molecular function: muscle alpha-actinin binding; actin binding. Bases 101 to 769 code for a protein of 222 amino acids. The record is from RefSeq and is a predicted model, not a curated record. The transcript has 2 exons.
CCGGUCUGCUUCUACCGGCUUGGGAUUCAGUUUCAUCUAGCCAUCUAUCCAUCUUUCCGAAGGGCCAUACACACUCACUGUUGAGUUAACCAGAACCAAAAUGUUCGACUCAAAGAUUAGGGUGCCCAAGUACGACUCGGAGGCGUUCGACAAUGUCGAGUACGAGCUGCAGAUGACGUACACUUUGGAGACGGAUCGCCGGAUCAUGAGCUUCUACGAUGCGAUGUGGGGCAUGGAGGUGUCCGGCGGCAUUGACCAGUUCGAGCCGCUGACUAUACUAAAUGUUUCCCCCACCGGAUUGGCCAAAAGGGGAGGAAUGCGGGUGGGCGACGAGAUCACUCAGAUCAACGAUGUGCCUGCCUUGGAGAUGACCUUCAAUGAAGCCCUGCAAAUGUUCCGCAAGAACUCGCAUUACGUUCGCGUUUAUGUGAGGGGCGAUGACGAUGCGCCUGGCGAGGAGGACUGGACCUGCGAUUGCUGGUUCAAGCCCAGGAAGCCCUGGCGUCGCGAUUUCACACCCAUUCAGUGGACCUUCCCCUGGAACGAUCGUCGCAAGCCCGUGUACAAGGAGUCCAACUGCUUCAUGGUGCCCAGCAAAAUGGAGGAGAAGAUUCGGGCCAGGCGUGCCGCCACCUCGGCUGUUCACAAAAAGGAGGAACUGGCUCCACACACCCGCUCCCUGACGCCCACGCCCAGGCCCAAGAAUCAGCCGGGUCCCAAUCUUCUGGAGACUGUGCUCCGACCACGAGGACCUCCGCCAAGGGAUUAGGAAAGCGAUCCGUUGCAGAUAAAACUGGCAAAGUCACAAGCAGAUGCAGGCAGCGUCUUAUCCGCUGCAGUACAUCCGGAUUGAGGACCUUUAGGGAUUAUGCAAAAGUAGGCAGACUGCUGUAUAGUAGAAGUGCCUUACAAAAACCUGUGAAACGGUUUUGAAGAUUGUUCUCACAAGGACAGUGUCUUAAUCCUGCCCAGAAACAAACAAUUUACUCAAUUUAUGGAGAAAAGAAUGCAUUGCUUAGAGAGUAUCUAAAACAUAGAUGGCAGGCAUCUGUGCAAACAGUUGAAGUGCCAACUUAAACUAUGAGCUGAGAUUUUGAAGAGAUCAAAAUGCAACCGUACAAAAAGUAUACAACAACUGAUAAGAAUUUCCUGAUUAUUCUACAAGGAAUACUGUCGAAAUGUUAACUGUUUACUAGAUGUUAAAAAAGUAUCAAAUAAAUAUAUAUAACCACUGA